AUGCAGCAUAACAAUAAACCUGGAAAUAAUAUGACUAGUGAGUUAGAUAGACGACGUAAAGCCUACAGACGAUGUUACAGUAUACAACCGGAAUUUUCAAAUCGAUAUAAAGAAAUUCAUUCUAUCGGGAAUAUAGUUAUUAAACCACAAAGUACACUAGUAGAAAAUGAUUGUCGCGCCCAACUUGAACAUCAUCAACAACAACAGCCACAAUUGAGAAAGUACAACAAGGCAUUACAGCAUCAAUUCAACUGUGAUCCUAGUCAUUGUAAUGUACAUUUAAAUGAUGUACGGAAGUCAUUUUGUUUCCCAUCGAAUUCACAGUGUCGAAGUUUCGAUGCGGGCGCUAAUGAUGGAUGUCAAUUUCGAUAUGAAGAGCAUCGAGGCAGUAAUUUGGUGUUGCAACACAUCACUGGACGACGUGGAUCAUUUUUGUAUAGACAAGACACUAAUUCAGGUCAUUCACACUACAGUUCAAGGCAUGAAUCAAUCACAGGCGAUGAAUUGAGUAGACAGUAA
Molecule: messenger RNA, 519 nt
Organism: Trichobilharzia szidati
Lineage: Eukaryota; Metazoa; Platyhelminthes; Trematoda; Strigeidida; Schistosomatidae
Source: the annotation of a GenBank genome assembly